GUACAAAAGACAGAGAGAGUUUAGAAAUGGAACAGUUGUUUGCUCUGUUUACCAUUUUUUUGGCUUUACCUUUCUCCGGGAGAUGCAGCGACGUUUUCAGCAGAUCUCAUUUCCCCAAGGGAUUCGUAUUUGGAGCUGGUACUUCUGCUUAUCAGUGGGAAGGAGCUGCCGCGGAAGACGGAAGGAAACCUAGCGUGUGGGACACUUUUUGUCACUCUCGUAACACAGGUAACGGAGAUAUAGCAUGUGAUGGGUAUCACAAGUACAAGGAAGAUGUGCAUUUGAUGGUUGACACUGGGUUAGAUGCUUUCAGAUUCUCCAUCUCUUGGUCUAGGCUAAUACCUAGUUAUUAUUAUAGUAAAACAUAAGCCAAGAGAACUGUA
Messenger RNA from Camelina sativa (false flax), 383 nucleotides. RefSeq names its product putative beta-glucosidase 5. Lineage: Eukaryota; Viridiplantae; Streptophyta; Magnoliopsida; Brassicales; Brassicaceae. Gene Ontology annotation, molecular function: beta-glucosidase activity. The record is from RefSeq and is a predicted model, not a curated record. Gene Ontology annotation, biological process: carbohydrate metabolic process.